Messenger RNA from Cucurbita maxima (winter squash), 1419 nucleotides. Its product is annotated as RHOMBOID-like protein 8. The record is from RefSeq and is a predicted model, not a curated record. The transcript has 6 exons. Bases 32 to 1240 code for a protein of 402 amino acids. NCBI's taxonomy places the organism in Eukaryota, Viridiplantae, Streptophyta, Magnoliopsida, Cucurbitales, Cucurbitaceae. Gene Ontology annotation, molecular function: serine-type endopeptidase activity. Gene Ontology annotation, biological process: proteolysis. Gene Ontology annotation, cellular component: membrane.
CUCACUAGUAACUCAAUACCAGGCGGCGGAAAUGGCAUCGGGCGCUUCCGAUGUCAAGGUGCAGAUUCCAAUUAAGCCCCCGCUGCCGUCGCCACCGUCACCACCGUCACCGCCACCGCCGCCUCCGCCUCCGCCGUUCUCCACUGAGUUUUCAGAAAAAUUGGAAGAAUUUAAGAUUCCGUUCUUCAAAUCGAGCUCUAGGAGGCCAAGAGGCGAUACCUGUGUCGUCUCUGUCUUCGUGCUUCUCCAUAUUGUGGCGUUCAUUGCCAUGAUGUUGGUUAAUGACUGCUGGUCUAAUUCUCACCAAGAAUGCGCGUUCGGAGUACUCGGAAGGAUGUCGUUUCAGCCUCUUGCGGAGAAUCCUCUUCUUGGCCCUUCCGCUUCAACGCUAGAGAAGAUGGGAGGUCUUGGGCGAAAGAGCUUGACCGAAUAUGGGCAAAUUUGGCGUCUGUUUACAUUUCCUUGCAUGCAUGCUGGACUCAUCCACCUUGUGAUUAAUCUUAGCAGCGUAAUCUUUGUAGGGAUCCAAUUAGAACAUGAGUACGGGCCAGUAAGGACUGGGAUUAUCUAUCUACUCUCUGCUUAUACUGGCACCUUGGUGGCUGCACUUUUUGUUCAAAACAGCCCCUCCGUUGGUUCAUCUGGAGCUUUAUUCGGUUUACUUGGAGCUAUGCUUUCAGGGAUAAUAAGGAACUGGAAACUUUACUCUGAUCAAUUUUUAGCUCUGGGAUCAGUUCUUGUUGUCUUGACUAUCAAUUUUGGACUUGGUCUGCUACCUUAUAUAGACAAUUUUGCGAAUGUUGGAGGCUUGGGCUCAGGAUUACUCCUCGGUUUCAUGAUUUUGUUCACUUUGCAGCAUAGAAAUGAAAAGGCUCAAACUAAAGGAUACCCUUUGAGCUAUAGUUUCAAAAAUUAUUUCAAUUUGAAAAUGAAACAGAAGCUGGACAAACCGAUCCUGAGAAGCACGUCUCUGCUUCUCUUUGCUCUUUUAUUUUUCGGAUGUCUAGUUGGGGUUAUUUUCGAAUUAGACUUGAACCAGUAUUGCAUAUGGUGUCGUUAUAUCGACUGCAUUCCAUUCAAGAGAUGGCACUGCAAGGAUGUGGCAUUUUCGUGUGCGACAAUGAUGAGCGAUCAAGAGGUGACAUUGACAUGCUUGUCCACUGGCAACUUCAAGGUAUACCCUUUCACUGAUAUCUCCCAGUCGAGGAUAAACGACUUGUGUGGUCUCAUAUGUUCAUAGUAGAUAGCUAGCUUGACACGUUACAACCCAUGCACACACUGAAUACAUAGCCAGCUUUACAUGUGCAUUGGGGACUUGAAAAUUAGAGUAUAAGAUGGCCUCUCGGUUAUGUUUGCCAUAACUGCAAUUUUUUCUUUACUUUUUGUGGAUGUAAAUACCCCGAUGAGAAUGAUUAGUGG